Messenger RNA from Emys orbicularis (European pond turtle), 1455 nucleotides. RefSeq names its product caspase-8-like. Gene Ontology annotation, molecular function: protein binding; cysteine-type endopeptidase activity. Bases 4 to 1455 code for a protein of 483 amino acids. The transcript is spliced from 8 exons. The record is from RefSeq and is a predicted model, not a curated record. Gene Ontology annotation, biological process: regulation of apoptotic process; proteolysis; apoptotic process. Lineage: Eukaryota; Metazoa; Chordata; Testudines; Emydidae.
AAAAUGAGUGCAGACAUAUACAAGCUUCUCUUCUUCAUCAGCGAGGAACUGGACUCGGAAACCCUGAUGGCCCUGAAGUUUCUGAGUCUGGAGUACAUCCCACUGAAGAAUCAGGAAGACAUUCAGGAUCCCAAGGAUUUCUUCCAAAAGCUCCAGAACAAGGGACUGAUAGAAGAAGAAGAUCUGUCCUUCUUAAAGGAGCUACUGUUCAGAGUAAACCGCAUAGACCUCCUGACUGGUAAACUGAGCUCCAGCAGAGACGAAAUGGAGAGGGAGCUUCAAAUCCCAAACAAGGCAAAAGUUUCACCAUAUAGGCAACUACUUUACAGAAUCUCUGAAGAAAUAACUAGUGAAGAAGUUGCCAGUGUAAGAUUCCUGCUGCAAAAGGAGCUACCAAAGAAGAAGCUUCAGGACAAUGCUACAAUAUUGAAGCUCUUUAUAGAAAUGGAAAAAGCUGGGAUAAUGAAUGAAACCAAACUGAAGGUGCUGAAGAGUAUUUUACGGGACGUUAGACCUGACCUGGCGCAAAAAAUUAAUACCUACGAAGUAGAAACACAAGCCCCAGAUGAAUUGAUCACGAGCUUGGAACCUCCUUUUCAGAGCCUGACAUUUAGCGAAGGUCAUAUUCACCAGGAAGUUCCCUGCCCUAAAACAUGUGCAUUUGCGGGCCCAGGUGAAUCGGGAUCAAAGGAAGCAGUGUCAGUGCCAAAGCUCGAGAACCCCUACACGAUGGACAAUAAUCCUCAUGGCUAUUGUGUGAUACUGAACAACUCUGAUUUUAAAAAUCCUGAUGAAACCAGGAGAGGCACAGACAAAGAUGCUGAGGCUCUGAAACGGGUCUUUGAGUGGCUUCAGUUUGAGACAAUUGAGCACCGAAACCUAGAAGCAGAGGAAAUCUGUAAUACAAUCAAAAAGUAUAGCAACAUGGACCAUAGCAACAUGGACUGUUUCAUUUGCUGCUUACUCUCACAUGGCGAAAAAGGUAAAGAACGUGGGACAGAUUGGAAUUCUGCAGCCGUCAAAGAUCUGGUCUCCUGCUUCACUGGAUCUGAGUGCCCCUCGCUCGCUGGCAAACCCAAACUCUUCUUUAUUCAAGCCUGCCAAGGUAAGAGAGGGCAGAAAAGUAUCCCAGUGAAAGAAGAUUCUUCUCGACAGCUGGAGACAGAUGCUUUACCCUUGCCUUCCAUUCCUGACUGGGCUGAUAUCCUCAUUGGUAUGGCUACAGUGGAAGACUUUGAGUGCUACAGAUACAUAGAGAAAGGCAGCGCGUUCAUUCAGUGUCUCUGCAAGGAAAUAGAGUCUUUCUGCCCACAGUACGUGGAUCUGCUGACAAUCCUGACACAAGUCAACAAAAAAAUGGGAGAAAAAGAGUUUAAUGGGAAAAAGCAGAUGCCGGAAAUAAAAUCAACCCUGCGGAGGAAACUGAUCUUCCAGGUGCCAACGCUAGACAAUUAA